Hevea brasiliensis (rubber tree) is the source of this 351-nucleotide messenger RNA. RefSeq lists its product as uncharacterized. NCBI's taxonomy places the organism in Eukaryota, Viridiplantae, Streptophyta, Magnoliopsida, Malpighiales, Euphorbiaceae. Gene Ontology annotation, molecular function: RNA-DNA hybrid ribonuclease activity; nucleic acid binding. The transcript is spliced from 2 exons. The record is from RefSeq and is a predicted model, not a curated record. The coding region runs from base 1 to 351 and encodes 116 amino acids.
AUGGGUUUGCUUUUGGAGCUUUGGGCAGUCUACCACGGCAUUAAGCUAUUGGAAGAGUUGGGUAUCUCGCAUGCUAUUGUUGAAUGUGACAAUAAAGGUGUUGAUAUUAUCUCCGGGUCUAUGAUGCCUAUGGCUUCUUGUUUGUCUCUUGCGCGCUCUGUUCAUGAUCUCAUGGUGAUGUUGAGAGAUAUUAGUGUCGUCCAUGUGUAUAGAGAAUCCAACUUCUCUGCUGACUGGCUUGUUGGGAUUGCUAAAUCAGUUCCUUUGGGCAAACAUGUGCUUCUCAACCCUCCUACAGGAGUUCUUCCAUGGCUUGCUCAUGAGAGGGUAGGGAUUACUUAUUGUCGUUAG